Messenger RNA from Megalops cyprinoides (Indo-Pacific tarpon), 1011 nucleotides. It is a transcript of the gene crdhl, whose product is annotated as retinol dehydrogenase 12. NCBI's taxonomy places the organism in Eukaryota, Metazoa, Chordata, Actinopteri, Elopiformes, Megalopidae. The transcript is spliced from 7 exons. The record is from RefSeq and is a predicted model, not a curated record. The coding region runs from base 1 to 1011 and encodes 336 amino acids.
AUGUGGGAGGCAGUUCAAUCGUCUGCGCUUACCAAGUAUGGCGUUUUAACUGCAGUGACAGUCGUCUUCCUAGUUCUGCUUCGAAAGUGGAUUGCAGGUGGAGUCUGCCGCAGUCAGACACGCUUGGAUGGAAAGACAGUGCUGAUUACUGGUGCCAACACUGGUAUUGGGAAGGAGACAGCAAAAGACAUGGCCUGCAGAGGAGCACGAGUGGUAAUGGCCUGCCGGGACCUGACCCGAGCAGAGAAUGCAGCUGCGGAAAUUCGUAAUUCCACUGGGAACGGGAAUGUGGUGGUGCGGCACUUAGACUUGGCUUCUCUCUACUCCGUGCGCCAGUUUGCCAAGGACUACAUCGUCAGCGAGGAGCGGCUGGACAUACUGAUCAAUAAUGCUGGUGUGAUGAUGUGUCCCAAAUGGCUCACAGAGGAUGGCUAUGAGACACAACUAGCUGUCAAUCACCUGGGACAUUUCCUGUUGACCAAUCUCCUUCUGGAUAAGUUAAAGAGCUGCACCCCCAGUCGGGUUGUGAACGUGUCCAGUAUAGCUCACAGAGGUGGAAAGAUCCACUUUGAUGAUCUCUGCUUCGACAAGAUGCCAUACAACUCUCUGGUUAGCUACCAACAGAGCAAGCUGGCAAAUGUGCUCUUCUCCAGGGAACUGGCACGUAGGUUGAAAGGAACUGGGGUCACGUCCUACAGCCUGCAUCCCGGUGUGAUCCGCACUGAGCUCAGCCGACACGUAGAGAGCUGGUUUCCGCUGCUGAGGACACUGCUGCUCGCACCCUCCAUUCUCCUAAUGAAGACCCCCAGAGAGGGCGCACAGACCUCCAUCUACUGUGCUGUGACCAAGGGGCUGGAGGAGAAGUCAGGCUGCUACUUCAGUGACUGUGCUGUGAAGGAGCCAGCUCCUGAGGGGAAAGACGAUCAGGUUGCACUGAGGCUGUGGGAGGUGAGCGCGCGGCUGGUGGGGCUUACUGAGGAGAACCGACCUACCGCGACCUCUCAAAUAUAG